AUGUAUCUGACAUCAUCAUUCGAUUUUUGCAUGCGUUAUCUAACCAAAAAUACUUUUACAGGUUGUUCGUCUCAUCCAUCAGGUAAUCGUGGCCGAUUGAUUGAUAUAUCAUCAAUACAUGAUUUGACAUUACACCAACACUCACAGCCUAUCGUUAUUCUUGUACUACCUCGAAAAGAUGUUCUUGAAUAUGCGAUACAUUCGGCAUCGAUGGUCGUGGGUAUACUGAUCGAUGGCGGAAAUAAUCCAUUAGCAGAGGAUGGGUUUACAGAAGUAGGUACAUGUCCUGAUGAUUACAUUGAACCAUUGAAAACAAGCAAUUGUUCAAUUCGAAAGAAUAAAUAUGGUAUCGAUUUUCGUGAAAUUAAGAUCGAGAAACCGAUUUUUUUAUUGGCUAAUCAAACUUUCAUCAAUGAAUUAAGAAGAUUGUAUCAAUUAUAUAAUCAACAACAAGUAUCACAAGGACAAGAUGUUCAUGUACAUAUGAAAUCAUAUGCAUACGGUGUGGAAAAUGCUCAUAUUUGUGAUCGACGAUCGAAAACGAAUUAUUUCGGCGAGGCUUAUUUUAAACACUAUUCCAUCAAAUGUCGAAGUCCAAUGAUAAAUAUUAUCUGGAGCACAUUCAACGCAGUAUCUCUCAAAAACACUCGCCCGAUAAAGUCAGUCAUUGUUUUCUAUACCAAAUUCGAUUUCUUCUCUAUUUUUCAACCAAAAAAUGCCGGUGCUCAAUCUACAGCAUUGGGUGUAAUCACUCUGUUAGGUUUAGCUUGGACACUAGGUCGAAUUAAUCUCACCCAAUUACUGAUAGCUGAUGAACAGCACAAAGAUGUUCUUUUCCUAUUUCUAAAUGGAGACAAUUGGAAUUACUACGGUGCAUCGGAAGUAAACAUACUUAUUCGUAAAGGAAAAUUUCCUUAUAUUGUCAAGAACAUUUCGAACGAAAACAAUCUUCAGCCAAUUAGACCUGAACAUAUCGACAUUCUUAUCAAUAUCGAUCAAUUAGGUUUCGAUCCUACGAAUACGUACAUUCUCUACAACAAUCUUCAUCCGUUUCUGAAUAAAUUCAAAGAUGCAUCAAGUUCAGUCACUCUCAAACAAUUACCAUCUCAUCCAGAUUCUCUUGCUGAUUUUCAGCCAUUAAAUCUUAGUAGUAUGGCAAUUCUAACCGAUGCUUAUGAAAAUAUGAAUCCAUACUAUAAUAGCUAUCGAGAUACAUUAGCACAUUUAGCAAGUUUUUCGUUUAUUGAACCACAUAUUUAUGCUCUAUUGAAAGCCAUAUGUGAUUAUUUCAAACUUUCCAAUUGUCCCACUGAACUAUCAACUGAAAUGAAGCAAGGGUUAUCAGAUCGAAUUCAAGCAUUAGUCAAUUGUUUUCUUCAAUCAAAUUGUUCAAAUCUGAUUAGACAAACAGCAGAAACGGGUGAUUUCUAUUUCAAGGAAGUAUCAGAUCAAAUGAAAGAAAGUUUCUCCUUCUUACAACCGAAUCUUCAUGAAUCUGAAGUGAAAUCUUAUUUGAAUACUCAUUUUCUCGACGCUUCAUCCUAUAUUCAUGACAUAUUAUUGAAUUGGAUAGCCAUACGAACAACCAAUACAACAAAACUUGCAUGUGAAGAGCCCGAGGAUAAUUAUCGAUGGAAAAUCUAUCAAGAAUCAACCGAAACAUGUUUACGCGCCUCAAUCAAUUCAAUUAAUCUAAUACGACAUACAAACGAUCAGAUUGAUGAGCGCGUCAUUUUCACAUCGAAUUACGAUCCUCCCGAAUUACUUGUUUAUAUGACAAGUGAUACGAUACGAGACAUAAUCAUGCUUGUGUGUGGCCUCACACUUUCACUGUGUGGAUUUCUGUUAAUGUACUUUCUAAAACAGUUACUACCGCCAAUGUUGAACAGAGAAUGA
This is a messenger RNA of Adineta ricciae, 1896 nucleotides long. Lineage: Eukaryota; Metazoa; Rotifera; Eurotatoria; Adinetida; Adinetidae. The record is from the annotation of a GenBank genome assembly.